AAGAGCGGUCGAUCCGUUCCUUCAGGCCACGCCAAGCAGGUGGCACGUGUACGACAUGCGCGUGUGUGCGCGUGUACGUGGGUGUACACGCGUGACGCGCUUCUGUGGUGUGCUGGAAAAUGGGAAAAAUGCAUUUGGAUAGCGUGUUCUCCGCGUAUAAAUAAUACUUCGUUCCGCGAUCACGUUCUGGUUCAUGAUUUGCAUGCUACACGUAUCAAUUUUCCUGUCAUGCUACGCGAUUGUGCUUUUGACGUUGCAGCUAAUUUUGGAACAAUUGUGCCCGGAUUGACGUUUUUAUAUCUUCCGCAAUGACAAAUAGCACAGUAGCGAGGGAAUGUUCCACAAUCGCGGUUUUAUCUUGCCGUUCCCUUAUCGACUAGUAUGACGUAUGCAUUUUUCCGCAUCUCGUUAGCGUUAAUCGCGACCCGACGACGAUGCCAGGCGAAUAGCAAACAACCUAACUCUUUAUGAUGCAUUUUUUUCCAAGGUCGACGCAGUUCUUUAAUUAAUUAAAUCUCGUAUACCGGAUUAAUAUAGGUCGCGUUGCUCGCUCUAAUCUACAUAACACGCGAUUUAUCCUCCUUCAUUACUACUCGUAGUCGUACGUAUAUAGUCGCUAAUCGAGACGCGUGAUCUUGUUGAUCUUAUGAUCUUAUCAACCUUACGAGUUGCUCGCAGACGCUUUACGUUCGCGAUUUAUAUACCAGGCUAGUUCAUAAAAUCAUGUCUAUUACACAAGUCUAUGCAUUUCGCAAUCAAUUCCUGAUAUGGCACAAAUAAACUCCGAUAAGAUAACGAGACUGUCGACAAGAAAACGCAUCAAACAAACCGUAUAAAUGACGUUUUAUUUAUUAUUUCAAGACACAUGCACAGAAAUACACGUAAACGUACGGACAUCACGUUAGCUUGUCCUAUUUUCUGCAAUGCGUGAUUUCAUCUAGCUCGCUAAUGUGCCGAGGCGAGUAUGCCUUCACCGAAUUACAUAGUGAAUGGAAGCAAGGCCACGACAGUUUCGUGUUCACGCUAAAGUUGUUCCAACGAAUUUACUUGGGCUGCGAGAGCGGAAACUUGAAUAAAGACAGAGUGAACGAAUAGAGUCGGUCAAGAACGCGAGGGUGUUCGCGCAUGAUGCAGUAUGCAUGCAUCAAUAACAGUGACGCAUUGAUUAUAUUGUUUGCGCUAAAAUAUCGACUAUAUUUCUUCGUGCACAAUACGCAAAUGUUUGAUAAUGAAUAUAAAACAAACAUAAAAUGGCCAUGAUUGUGUCAAUGCAUUCCAAAAAAUCAAUUGCCUCGAUAAUGAUAUAAUGGCUAGAAAUAUCUUGUAAAUAUUUGUUUUUGAAUGAAUAUGCAGCGAGGAGUUGAAUUAUUGUUUAAUUAUGCACAAAUGAUUCUCCUAUACUCCUUCUCAUACUCUAAAAUAAUUGUCAAAACGUCUAGUGUGCAAGGUCCGCAGACUAUUUUCUUCUGGGCACCGGCUUUUAAAUGGGGUCUGGUAAUGGCCGGCGUCGGUGAUUUGCAGAGGCCAGCGAGCAAAAUCUCCAUCAGUCAAUCUGGUGCCUUGGGGAUCACAGGAUUGAUCUGGACCAGAUAUUCCUUAGCCAUCACGCCAAAAAACUGGAACCUCUUUAGCGUGAAUCUCUUCGUAGCGUGUACGGCUAUAUACCAAAUUUUAAGGGCUUUCAGGUAUCAGCGUCAACAAGCGGCUUUAGAAGCGGCAAAUCAGAUGGCGGCUCCAUCAGACGCGGCUCACUGACGACAACUGUAUAGAUACACAUUCCUAGACGACAAAAAUAAGGAUAUAUUUAAUUGCCUCGUUAUUUCGUGUUCCAGGAAAUGAACAUGAAUAUUUAUGUUACCAGUUUACGUUGACGAAUAAUUCAGUGAUAUGUCUAAUGUGUACGACCAAUACGUACCUUAAUGCAAAUGAGAAACUAAAGAAGAUGGACGAACGAUACAUCCUUAAAUUAUAUGCUAACUGAUUCAAACUGUGUUAUAGGAAGACCUAACAUAAUCGCGUUCGAUCCGUUGACGACCGAGCGUCGCCUGUAGUGCGAACAUGAUGUAACUUUUGAACGUAAUUUCAAACGAAAAUCAACGUCAUCCCACAAUGUUACAAAGUGAUAAUUCUAAACAUUUGAAGAGCGUCUGAUCGGCGUUUAAUCUGGAACACCCCUCGAACGUCUUCGCGAUAUCUCUUGGGUGAUUAUAUUAUCAUGUAUUAGAAUGUAUCACAUAGAGAACAUCACACGGUCCGAUAGUGCGCAACGCUUUGUUACUGUAUAGUAUGCUCGAAUUUGCGGUGCCGAAUUUACUCGCGCUGCCAUCGGCGCACUCCAGUCACCUGACAAACCUUUUCAAAAGCAGGUACAAAAAAGACACCGAGUGCAAAAAAUUUGUAAAUGUAAAAAAACUUGACGUUGCUGGUUUUCAAACGUGAACCGUUAAUCCAGCACGGCGCCAAGUGUUUAAACAUUUUUUUUUAUUAAAACGCUGUCAUAUAUCUUUUUCAUAAAACCAACCAGCGCGUGCACUUGGCGUCUUUUUUGUACCUUUUUGUGAAAAGGUUACCAGGUGAUCGCCGGCGGCAGCCACAAGUAACUGACACCGUAAAUUCGACCAUUUGCUGUACAGUGACACAGCGUUGCGCGCUAUCGGAUCGCUAAUACGGUCGUCAUGCGCCACGUGCGUUCUACCUCGAGUUGCGUUCGAGUUCUACCUCGUUAACGCUCACGGUGCUUCCACCAUAGGUGUUAGCGCGAAAUUAUAUGUAUAUAAAAUCACGCGGUACCCCUGACAAAUGUACAAAGCGCUAUCCUUGUAUUCCACUAAUGCUGUAACUGCCUCGCUUCCUUAAUCGGAUGAAAUAAAUGACAGAUAUUUUUAAU
Ooceraea biroi (clonal raider ant) is the source of this 2887-nucleotide messenger RNA. Its product is annotated as mitochondrial pyruvate carrier 2. Gene Ontology annotation, biological process: pyruvate import into mitochondria. The record is from RefSeq and is a predicted model, not a curated record. Lineage: Eukaryota; Metazoa; Arthropoda; Insecta; Hymenoptera; Formicidae. Gene Ontology annotation, cellular component: mitochondrial inner membrane.